This is a messenger RNA of Chelonia mydas (Green sea turtle), 1935 nucleotides long. It is a transcript of the gene PCOLCE2, whose product is annotated as procollagen C-endopeptidase enhancer 2. Bases 127 to 1497 code for a protein of 456 amino acids. The record is from RefSeq and is a predicted model, not a curated record. The transcript has 10 exons. NCBI's taxonomy places the organism in Eukaryota, Metazoa, Chordata, Testudines, Cheloniidae. Gene Ontology annotation, molecular function: protein binding.
GCGGCGCGAUGCCAGAGAAACUCCUCCAGGGGGACCGCGCGGAGAGGCUGCCGAGCCUGCAACCUGCCUUUAAAAGCCCCCCGCCCAGGAGCCGCCGCUCGGCACAGGCGAGCCGGGGCGCCCGCGAUGAGGCCAGCCGCGUGCUCCUGGGGCCUGGGGCUCCUGCUGGCCGCCGCGCAGCUCUCCCGCCAGCAGCCGCCGCAACUGAGGCCUGCUUUUACAUGUGGAGGAAUUCUGUCUGGAGAGUCAGGGUUUAUUGGGAGUGAAGGAUUCCCUGGAGUUUACCCUCCAAACAGCAAAUGUACUUGGAAAAUCACAGUGCCUGAAGGAAAGGUGGUAGUUCUGUCUUUUAGAUACAUAGACUUGGAAAGUGACAACUUGUGCAGAUAUGACUUUGUGGAUGUUUACAAUGGUCAUGCCAAUGGACAACGCCUCGGCAGGUUCUGUGGUACUUUCAAACCAGGUGCCCUUGUGGCCAAUGGCAAUAAGAUGUUGGUACAAAUGAUUUCAGAUGCGAAUACAGCUGGAAACGGAUUCAUUGCUAUGUUUUCUGCAGCAGAACCACAUGAAAGAGGAGAUCAGUACUGUGGUGGACGACUAGACAAGCCUUCUGGGUCCUUUAAAACGCCUAACUGGCCAGAUCGAGAUUACCCAGCAGGAGUCACUUGCUCAUGGCAUAUUGUAGCCCCAAAGAAUCAGGUCAUAGAGUUAAAGUUUGAGAAAUUUGAUGUGGAGAGAGAUAACUACUGCAGAUAUGAUUUUGUGGCAGUGUUUAAUGGUGGGGAAAUCAACGAUGCUAAAAGAAUUGGGAAAUACUGUGGAGACAGUCCACCUGCGCCCAUUAUAUCUGAACGAAACGAGUUGCUCAUUCAGUUCUUGUCUGAUUUAAGUUUAACUGCUGAUGGCUUUAUUGGUCACUAUAAAUUCAGAGCCAAAAAGUUACCCACAACCACAGCUCCAGCUACGACCACUCCCCCUGCAACAGCAACUUUGAAACCUACAGUUGCCCUUUGCCAGCAAAAAUGUAGAAGGAAUGGGACUCUUGAGAGCCAUUACUGUUCAAGUAACUUUGUACGUUCCUGGAGCUGUUUUGAAGUAAAGACAGUGAAUGUGUAUCAGAAACAAACAUACUUUCUCAGUCUAAACACAAAUGACUACACAGAAGGUGAACUGUUGCUAUAUGAAAGUGUCGAUUCAGUAAUAACUGGAACUGUUAUCACAGCAGUCCCACGGGGCGGCAGCUUACAUGCAACAAUAUCAAUCAUAAAUGUAUAUAAGGAAGGAAAUUUAGCAAUCCAGCAAGCAGGCAAGAAUAUGAGUGCCAAGAUCAUUGUUGUUUGUAAGCAGUGCCCUCUCAUCAGGAGAGGUCUAAACUACAUCAUCAUGGGCCAGCUAGAAGAAGAUGGCAGAGGUAAAGUCCUGCCCAACAACUUUAUCAUGAGUUUCAAGACUAAGAACCAAAAGAUCCUGAACACCUUGAAAAACAAACGAUGUUAAAAUGUGAAUUCUUUACUUGCAUUCUGUCAUCUCCCUGUGAGGAACAAUUUUCAUACAGUAAAAAAUCAGGAAGAUAAAACUGACCAUAACCAAAAAGAUCUUGUCAGUUUACUGUCCCUUACAUAUAACCAUGUAACUGGCACUGUCAAUGAAAUAAAUAUAUAGAGGAGAAUAGAUCCCAAAUUUUAAACUGCAAGAUUUGCAGCAUAACCAUCUGAUCUGAAGCAUACCAAAUUCUGACUCCUUUGAAGCUGUUAAUUUAUACUUGUCUCAGAAGGAUUUUUUUAGGAAUGAGUUAUGUGCAGAUGUAAAAUAAGAAUAAGUGCAAUAUUUAUAGUAAUUCAUUUUAACUUAGCUUUUUCUUCUAAAGUUGUUUUAUUAUAUGGGUUCUUGCAUUAUUAUCUAUGCUUAAUAAAAAUUUUAAAACCUCACGAUACA